Meloidogyne enterolobii is the source of this 254-nucleotide messenger RNA. NCBI's taxonomy places the organism in Eukaryota, Metazoa, Nematoda, Chromadorea, Rhabditida, Meloidogynidae. The record is from the annotation of a GenBank genome assembly.
GGAUGAUUUUUAAUAAAAUUAGGGAUUCCAAGGAUUUUGAAAAAGAAAAUUUUGAUAAUUAUUUAAAAGAGGAGAAUGAGGACAAUAAAGUUUAUAAAAAGUAUAUACAGGAUUUACAUAAAAAGGUUUUAAAAAUCAAUGUUUUUAAAUCCCCUCCCCUCCAUCGAAUUUCGGCAUGCCCGUCCAUCCCCUGUGUUGUUAUAUACCUAAUAGUGUUGGUCACGGUUCCGUAUUACGGCGGUAUUUUUUGGUAA